Cynara cardunculus var. scolymus (artichoke) is the source of this 2007-nucleotide messenger RNA. RefSeq names its product pentatricopeptide repeat-containing protein At1g02150. Gene Ontology annotation, molecular function: protein binding. Gene Ontology annotation, cellular component: mitochondrion. The coding region runs from base 143 to 1795 and encodes 550 amino acids. The record is from RefSeq and is a predicted model, not a curated record. The transcript has 2 exons. NCBI's taxonomy places the organism in Eukaryota, Viridiplantae, Streptophyta, Magnoliopsida, Asterales, Asteraceae.
AAAAUUACUCACAGGGAUCAAAAGUUCAAAACACAUACUCACACACACUCGCAAACCCACUCUUAUCUUGGUUGCCACGACUUCUUCAAGAUUUUGAAGCAUCUCCUAAAACCCUAAACUGACCCAACAAAUUUUUGAAAAAAUGUUGCUCCACCCAACAAUUUCCCAAUCUCCACCACACCCACAAUCCAUUUCUCUAUCAUCAUCUUCAUCUUCAUCAUCUCUCUUUAAUUCUCUCAAUUUCCCAUAUGGGUUUCGGAGUUCACCCCUCAAAAAAUCCCAAUUUAAUCCGUUCAUCAUCAAAAACCACUCUUCUUCUUCUUCCUCUUCAUCAUCUUCAUUUUCGAAAGUGUACAGCUAUGGCACUGUAGACUAUGAGAAAAAGCCUGGAACGACGGUCGCUUGGAAAGCUAUUUAUAAGAGGAUUUCAGUGAUGGGUGAUCCUGAAAAGGGAGCCACCGAUGUGUUGAAUCAAUGGGAGAAUGAAGGCAAAAAAGUUACCAAAUGGGAGCUUUGUAGAAUUGUGAAAGAAAUGAGAAAGUAUGGUCGUCACAAGCUUGCUCUGGAGAUCUACAACUGGAUGAGUAACCGACCAGAAAGGUUUAGAAUAUCCUCGAGUGAUGCUGCAAUUCAACUAGAUCUAGUUUCCAAAGUAGACGGUAUUUCAGGUGCCGAAGAUUACUUCCAAAACUUGCCGGAUAAUUUGAUGGACAAACGAAUAUACGGGGCCCUCUUGAAUGCUUACGUACGUGCUAGAAUGGUAGAAAAGGCUGAAACUUUAUUAGUCGAAAUGAAAAAGAAAGACUAUACUAGCCACGCACUUCCGUUUAAUGUGAUGAUGACUCUUUAUAUGAACCUUAAAGAUCAAGAAAAAGUGGAAGCCAUAGUUUCGGAGAUGAUGAAAAAGAACAUAGAUUUAGAUUUAUAUUCGUAUAAUAUCUGGAUAUCUUCUCGUGGGUCUCAAGGAUCUACCGAAAAGAUGGAAGAAGUGUUUGAAAAACUGAAGCUUGAUCCGUCGAUUAAUCCAAAUUGGACUACUUAUAGCACCAUGGCUACUUUAUAUAUCAAGAAUCAAGAAUUUGAGAAGGCCGAAGAUUGUCUUAGAAAGAUAGAAAGCCUAAUCACGGGGCGUGAUCGAAUUCCUUAUCAUUAUCUUCUAAGUCACUAUGGUAGUAUCGGAAAGAAAAUAGAAGUUCAACGGAUUUGGGAGACUUACAAAACAAUCUUUCCGUAUAUACCAAAUUUGGGUUAUCAUGCUGUGAUCUCUUCGUUCAUCAGGAUGGACGAUAUCGAAGAAGCCGAGAUUCUUUAUGAAGAAUGGGUCGCGAUGAAAUCAUCAUAUGACCCCAGAAUCGGAAAUCUUUUAUUAGGUUGGUACGUUAGAAAAGGGUUUACAGAAAAAGCCGAAUCUUUUCUCAAAGAAAUGUUGGAAGUUGGAAAACCGAACUCGAGCACAUGGGAGAUUGUUGCUGAAGGUCAUAUUAAAGAAAGUCGGGUUUCUGAUGCCUUGUCGUGCUUCCAAAAAGCGCUAUCCAAUGAAGGAUCGAGCUUCUGGCGACCGAAACCCGUCAAUAUUUCGGCUGUUCACAACAUCUGUGAACAAGAAAACGACAAAAAAAGCAAGGAGGCUUUGUUUGAGGUUCUGAGACAAGCUGGUGUUCUUGAAGACAAUGUUUAUAUGUCGCUUUUACCCUUUUCCAAUGGAUCAAACCCGAAAAUAAUUAAAGAAAGCGAGGUUGAUGAUGAUGACGGAACUACUGAUAUGAUCCUAAACGAACUGCAGGCUAGCGUUUAAGGACCGAUCAACGAUCGUAAUCGGGGUUCUGUAGCCCUCAAGAUCUCUUGAGGAAAUUUUCUUGCCAUAAUUUGGUGGUGUUGAAGAUUAAUGCAGAUUUUAACAAUGGCCAAAGAGGGUAGAAGUGUUUUCCUGUUAUGUAGUACAAGAUUUUGCAGAGUUUUUAUGAUAAAGUUUGUUAAUUUUAGCAAAGUUAUCAACUGUUAUUUGGU